Molecule: messenger RNA, 2777 nt
Organism: Leptopilina boulardi
Lineage: Eukaryota; Metazoa; Arthropoda; Insecta; Hymenoptera; Figitidae
Exons: 3
Coding region: 215-805 (196 amino acids)
Source: RefSeq, a predicted model, not a curated record
AAUAAAUAAAUAAAAUAAAUAAAAUAAAUAAAAUAAAUAAAUAAAAUAAAUAAAAAAAAAUAAAAUAAAUAUGGGGGCCUUCUUGAACCCGUUGUAUAUACGGCCCUGAGUGAAAAAGGUGGUGGCAAUUCCUGACAGAGGGAGUCUAGGGUAUAUAAACGGGAGCAGUAGCCUGGCAUUUCACUUCUUGAACCACUGGACGACAAGCAGAAAGAUGGAGCAACCGGAGGAGAAUCUAAGUCAAGCGGAAACAGUCAUUAUUAUUUCAGACGACGACGAGAAAGAGACUCAUGAACCCAUCUUCAUCGAUUUAUCGAAUGUCAUAGAAGAUAAUGCCCAGUUUUAUGGUUUAGCUCUCGAUGAGUUUCCGAUUAAUGAUGCCGCCGUUGAUGAUGACGUAGUGGAGCCUGUCAAUGUCGUCUGGGUUCGAAAUGCUUCAACGCAGACGUCACAGGAGGAUUUUUUAGAAUUAAAUAAUACCGGAGAAGAUAUAAAUGAAAUGUUAUUACAUGUUGGAGUUACUCUAGAACAAUUCCAAAACAUGGAAGUUGAAAAUCCUGUUGCGUUUGAAACAAUACAAGGAGAAGUGCCUUCUCCAACACCACCGACAACACCAGACGCAGCAGUUUCUGAUGAUGAACCAUCAUGUCAUCGAUGUUUAAGGAGAAUGAUUCGUUUUGACCCUUGUAGACGAUGUUUAUCAAGUAUUCAACAGGACUUAUGCAGACGAUGCCAGAGAAGAGUCACUUGUCAUCAUCAUCGACCUGAUAGACAUUACUACCACCAUCAUCGUUUACAUAAUUAAUAACCUAAAAAACACUGCAUUAACAAACGAUUACUUACACAUUCACAAAACAAAAUUUUGUGAUUAAAAAGAAAAUUUUAAUAAAAGAUGUAAAAUUUGCAAUAUAUUUCUUUCUAUUAAUUUCACAAAAUUUAAAAAAAAUAAUUAAAGUAAAAUAAUAGUAUGGAAAAAUCUCUGGCGCUACUCUAAAUCUAAUAUGUCACUGGUCUAUUUAUCAUGAUGAUCGUCCCUAGUUUUUAAUUCUUUUCUAGUUUGUCUCCACGGUGGUGAUGCUAUUCCUUUGUUUCCCUCGCGAUUUUUGACGCUAAUAUUGAAUUUUAUUAAUUUACUUUAUAUCCAAUGCGGAAAAUGCUUUAGACGUAAAUUUUGCAGUCGACAUUGUUCGACAAGGAGAAAUCGUCACCAAUAUGACGAAGUUGAGACAGACGAUUGUCAAAAUUGUCAAAAACGUAGGUUAUGCCAUCGACCAAGACGUCAAGAUGAUCCUGACUACCAUCACCUAGACACCAUCACUUAGACAUUUUCAUUCGAGGAACCAUCGCUAGCAUUCUUAUACCAGAGAAUAAAAGCAACGAAAAACAAAAAAAAAUAUCACAUACUUUGUAACAGUUUAUAUCACUUUGUAACGUUUUUUCAAUUAUUAAAAUACACUUAUAAAGAAAUAUUUUAAAAAUCUUUCAGAAAUAUACUUAAUACUGCAACGAACAUAGAAAUAAUAUUUUUAAAACAUAAAUAAAAACCCAAACUAAAUUCACUGGCAUACAAUUUCGUUCAUUGGUCUCCUCAUGCUGAUAGUCGACUCGCAUUCUCAACUUUGCUUCACCUUCUCUCCACAGCGGCGCCAUUGUACCUUUUAGCUGUGACUGUACCCAAAUACAUUUAAGGCCAACGCACAAUAGGUUCGCGAACGAGAUGCAUGAGAUAGAAAAGGAUACGAAUAUAUCUCUGUCCUUUUUUUUUAACUCACGUGUCACGUUCGCGAAGCUAUUGUGCUUAGGCCUUUAUUCGUGGACAAGUUUAAGCGCAUUGGUCACGUUCGCGAAGCUAUUGUGCUUAGGCCUUUAUUCGUGGACAAGUUUAAGCGCAUUGGUGUUGUACUAUUGGAAAUAACCAAUAAGGUUAUGGAUGCAACUUUACACUUAUCUUACUUUGGAAACACGCUCUUGAUUAGUUUAAAGUAUGAAAUGACUAGGAAAGUGACUGUCUCUUGAAGGAAAUUCGUUUUUUUUUUGUUUUUUUAUAUUAUUGAAAAGUAACCAUGGAAGAAGACCAAAAAAUCAACGAACCUGAGUAUGCUGUUACUUAUCGAACGGAGGUAAUAAAAAGCAUUUUUCUCACUGAUCCACGAAAGAUGAAACGGGCACCAAUUGAUUUAAAAGUGCUACACUAUCAUAUACUGCCAAUCGACGAAAAAACAGCAGAAAUGUAUGAAAAAAUAGAUGACCAGGUAAGAUUAAUAACUUUUAAAGGAAUGUGAUAAAAAACUUUAUGUUUAACAUGAUCAGCAUGUGAUUUAUACAAGCUCGUCUCUUUCUUAAACUGAAAAGCCAUGUCCAACAUGGUGGUUAUUCCAAAAUAUAAAAUCAGUAUAAAUAAGAGUAAAUAAAACUUAAUCUUUUAUAUCAAACAGAUCCGUAAGAAAGAAAAAAUUAGAGAAGAAAUCAGACAAAUGGAGAUUUCUCUCUUGAAAAUUCGUCAAAAAGAAAGUCUGCUCGAAGAAAUGGGUGAACAGUUGCAACAAAAUUGUAAUACUCCACAAAUCAACAAAAGAUUAGCAGAUACAUACGAAAAAAUAGAUGACGAGAUUUGUAAACAACUGGAAAUUAAAUCAGAAAUUAGACAAAUGGAAAUUGCUUUAACAAAAAUUCGACAAAAAGAAAGUUUGCUCGAAGAAAUAGGUAAACAGUUGCGACAAAAUCAUAGUGUUCCGCAAAUCAACAAAAUACUACCAGACAAGUAUGAAAAAAUAGAU